Molecule: messenger RNA, 10858 nt
Organism: Xyrauchen texanus (razorback sucker)
Lineage: Eukaryota; Metazoa; Chordata; Actinopteri; Cypriniformes; Catostomidae
Product: laminin subunit alpha-5-like
Exons: 79
Coding region: 1-10854 (3617 amino acids)
Biological process (GO): regulation of cell adhesion; cell adhesion; regulation of embryonic development
Cellular component (GO): basement membrane
Molecular function (GO): signaling receptor binding
Source: RefSeq, a predicted model, not a curated record
AUGGCGAGGGGACCGUCACGGGGAAUGUCGCUCGGCGCACCGGCGCUUGUGUUUCUAUCGCUGUCGCUUUUUUUUCUCGGCGGUUUAUCGGCGCAGGAGUUGCCCACCAGCGGUGUGAACGGGUAUAGUUUGCACCCACCUUAUUUCAAUCUAGCGGAGGGGACGAAAAUCACGGCAACAGCAACCUGCGGGGUGGACGAGAACGGGCACCCGAUUCAAGACCUGUACUGCAAACUGGUCGGGGGCCCCGUGUUGGGGGACCCGAGUCAAACUAUUCAGGGCCAAUACUGUGACAUCUGCACCUCAGAAGACACUAACAGAGCCCACCCCAUCAGCAACGCCAUCGAUGGCACUGAGCGAUGGUGGCAGAGCCCUCCGCUCUCCCGCAGUACAAAAUACAAUGUGGUCAACGUCACAAUGGACCUAGGACAGCUUUUUCAUGUUGCGUAUGUGCUCAUCAAGUUUGCCAACUCCCCUCGGCCAGAUCUGUGGGUGCUGGAGCAUUCCAUUGACUUUGGAAAAACCUACCAGCCAUGGCAGUACUUUGCCUCCUCUAAGAGAGACUGUAUUGAGCGGUUUGGCCAGAGGUCUAUCGAGCGUAUCAGUCAUGACAAUGAUGUCAUCUGCACAACAGAAUACUCACGUAUUGUCCCACUGGAAAAUGGAGAGAUUGUGGUGUCUCUGGUGAACGGACGACCAGGUGCGAUGAACUUCUCCUACUCUCCUUUCCUGAGGGACUUCACCAAGGCUACCAACAUUCGCCUUCGCUUUCUCCGGACCAACACACUGCUGGGUCACCUGAUGGGUAAAGCCCUGAGAGACCCCACGGUCACACGAAGAUAUUAUUACAGUAUUAAAGACAUCAGUAUUGGGGGAAGAUGUGUGUGUAACGGCCAUGCCGAGGCCUGUAAUGCCCAAGACCCCAACGACCCGCUUCAGUGUGACUGCCAACACAACACUUGUGGACCGUCAUGUGAUAGCUGUUGCUCUGGCUUCAACCAGUUUCCAUGGAAACCAGCCACUACAUACAGUGCCAGUGAAUGUGAACCGUGUAACUGCCAUAGACACUCAUCAGAGUGCUAUUAUGAUCCAGAAGCUGACCAGCGGAGAGCCAGUCUUAACAUGCAGGGAGUGUACAGGGGCGGAGGAGUGUGUAUAGAAUGCCAGCAUCACACCACAGGCAUUAACUGUGAACGCUGUAUUCCUGGAUACUACAGGUCCCCUGACCACCCUCUGGAGUCCCCAUUCGCCUGUUCAAAGGUGUACAUCAGUGGAGAGGCCAGACCUGCAGAAGAAAUCAUCAACUGUGAGUGCAGUGCUGCAGGAACAGAGGGGAACUCAUGCAGACCGGACCCUCUCACCAAUACGUGUGUGUGUAAACCUGAAUUCACUGGAGAGCACUGUGACACAUGUGCUCAAGGACACUUCGGCCUUAACUGCCAACGCUGUCAGUGUUCAGGCCCAGGUUGUCUGGAUGGGUCCUGUGACGGAAUAACAGGCGAGUGUGUGUGCCGAAGCGGGUUUCAGGGGUAUUCAUGCGAGCAGUGUGUGCCCGGCUACUUCAACUACCCGCUGUGCCAAUUUUGUGGCUGUAGUGUUGUGGGCUCUUUACCUGAGAUGUGUAAUGCAGCUGGUCAGUGUUUGUGCAGGCCAGAGUUCACUGGUCCUCGCUGUGAGCAAUGUCAUUCAGGCUUCCACUCCUAUCCAGACUGUCAAGUGUGCACCUGUGACCCUCGUACGUCUCUGGACUUCAGCUGUAGUGUCUCGGGCCAGUGUCAAUGCAGACCCAAUUACAGCGGCCCCAAAUGUGACCAGUGUGCACCAGGAUUCUAUGGUUAUCCCAGCUGCUCACCAUGUCAUUGUUCAGUGGAGGGCUCUCGCUUUAGUUCCUGUGAUCCAUUAUCUGGUCAGUGUGUGUGCCUGCCAAAUAUUGUGGGUCAGAGGUGUGUUAGCUGCAGCCCAGAUUCAUAUGGCUUCCCCCUCUGCCAAGCUGGCACCUGUAACCCAGCAGGCUCUCUGCAGAAGGAGAUCCUACCCACAGUGGGCUCCUGUGAGUGUCGGCCAUAUGUAGAGGGGUUGGCAUGUGACCGCUGUAAGCCACUCUACUGGAAUCUAUCUCCUGAUACAGUCUAUGGAUGUUCAAUCUGUGACUGUAAUACAGUAGGGACUUUGAGUGAGGUUGCAGAGUGCACUCAGAACACCGGACAGUGUUACUGUAAAACCAAUGUGUGCAGUGGAACUUGCAACGUGUGCAAAGACGGAUACUUCAACCUGCAGAAGGGCAACUACUUUGGCUGCCAAGGUUGUCAGUGUGAUAUUGGAGGUUCUGUUGGGCAGAUGUGUGAUGACAGACAUGGACAAUGUCGAUGCAGACCCAAUGUGGAGGGACCCAAAUGCACCCAACUCCGGCCGGAUCAUUAUUUCCCAGACCUGCACCAUAUGAAGUUUGAGGUGGAAGACGGCACCACCGUGGAUGGACGUCCGGUGAGGUUUGGUUACAAUCCUUUGGAGUUUGAGAGUUUUAGCUGGAGGGGCUACGCUCAGAUGUCCCCCAUACAGAAUACAGUUAAAAUGAUGGUGAACGUGCGUGAAGCAGACAUGUAUCUCACACGCGUCAUCCUCAGAUAUGUAAACACGCAGUCGGCCUUGUCCAAUGGUAAAAUCACAGCCUAUCAAAGCAGCAGAAGAGGCUCUGAGCAGUCAAAACAGAUCGUCUUUGCACCCAGUUCAGAACCCACAUUUGUCAAUGUGCCCCAGAACAGCUUUAUGGAGCCAUUUGUGUUGAAUCCUGGAACUUGGACUGUGAUUAUAGAGGCAGAGGGUAUUCUGCUGGACUACCUAGUGCUUUUGCCUAGUGCGUAUUAUGAAGCUCCCAUCCUGCAACUUAAAUUGACUGAACCCUGUUCUUACAGCCCGAUACAGGAUGCCAGUCAGAACUGUCUGCAGUACAUGUACCUGUCUCUGGAGGAGUUCCUGACCAUCUCCGGCAACGACGCCAGCUGCAGGUCUGAUAAUCACCUGCCCAGACCUUGCCACACUGAAAAGAUCACCCCUCGCCAUCCCAGCAUGGCCAUCUGCAGCGGCAACGAUAUGAGUGUUCAGCUGCGUGGUCUGGUUCCUGUCCCUGGAGAGUAUGUGUUUGUGGUGGAGUUCGCCAGUGAAGACGAAGCCCCUCAAACUCUCACUGUGUCUGUCAACUCAUGGGGCGAACGCACACAUCAAGAGCAAAUAACACUGCUCCCCUGCAAAUACAGUUUUCUGUGUCGAGCCGUGUCUGUAGACGACAUGAAGCGUGUUGCAGUCUUCACUCUCUCUGCGGAGGCUGAUAUCCAGCUCAUUGCUGACAGAAGCAGUUUCUUCUUGCACAAAGUGUUCCUCAUUCCUCGUGCUCAGUUCACCAUGGAGUACCUGAAGCCCAGAGUUCACUGCAUCAGCACACAUGGUCACUUCUCUCCAGACAGUGGCUCCUGUAUACCAUCUCGGUUCCAGACUCCACCUCAGUCUCUGGUUUUGAAGGAGGGACAGGCCUCCUCUGUUCCUGAGCCGGUUCUGGCUUCAGCCCCUGACCCGACCCUCUACAAAGACAGACCCUCUACAUCCACACCACCAACAGCAGUUGAUAACAGUGAACACAUUCUUUUGGACUCUACUCGGAAUGCUGUGGUGUAUUCGACCCGUGUAGAUGUACUAGGCCGUUAUGUGUUCAUCCUGCACUAUCAUCAGCCCCUGCACCCGACCUUCCACGUCCAGUUCUACAUCAAUGGUGGACGCAUUUGGCAGGGCCAUGUCAAUGCUUCCUUCUGUCCCCAUGGUUAUGGUUGCCGUAGUGUUGUCAUGUCAGAGAACCAGAUUAUCCUGGAUGUGACAGACCAUGACGUCAUCCUGACCCUGCGUGUUCCAGACAGGAAGACAUUAUGGCUGGACUAUGUGCUGGUUGUACCAGAGAGCAGUUACAGUUCCAAAUUUUUGACAGAGGAGCCUCUGGACAAAUCCUAUUACUUCAUCAGCAACUGUGGACAAAACAGCUUCUACAUCAACCCAUCCACAGCAUCUCAGUUCUGCCGCAACUCUGCUGUGUCUCUGUCUGCCUUCUUCAAUAACGGCGCUGUGCCCUGUGGCUGUCAUGAGGUGGGCGCUGAGAGUGACACUUGUGAGACCUUUGGUGGGCAGUGCAGGUGCAAACCCAAUGUGAUUGGCCGAGACUGUUCCCAGUGUGCAACGGGCUACUACGGCUUCCCCAACUGCAGAUCUUGUAACUGUGGUUCACGUCUAUGUGAGCCUGUCACCGGUGACUGUAUCUGUCCUCCACAUACCCUGCUGCCGGAUUGUUUCACCUGUGAGCCGCAGACAUUUGGCUGCCAUCCUCUGGUGGGCUGUGAGAUGUGCAACUGCUCCAGACCUGGAGUCACCUCACUGGAUAUCAGCUGUGACACACACAACGGCCAGUGCAGGUGCAAGAACAACAUUGUUGGGCGUCAGUGUGACAGGUGUGCCCCAGGUUUCUAUGGAUACCCCAACUGCAGACCAUGUGACUGUAACGAGGCAGGAACUGAGAUAAAUGUGUGUGACUCAGUCACAGGCCACUGUUUAUGCAAGGAAAAUGUUGAGGGCUCUCGCUGUGACCAGUGCAAACUGGGAACGUUUUAUUUGGACCCCACCAACACUAAAGGCUGCACUAAGUGCUUCUGCUUUGGAGCUACUGACCGCUGCCGCAGUUCUGACAAACGCAGGAAUGAGAUCAUGGACAUGGCUGGCUGGGUGCUACUGAGAAGCGACAGACAGGAAGUGCCUGUGUCUGCAUACCUUGAUCAAGAUCUGGUGGAGGCCGAUCUGAGUGAUGUACCUGACGUUUCCCAGGACCUUUACUGGCAUGCCCCUGGUGCUUACCUUGGUGAUAAAGUGUCAUCUUAUGGAAGCUAUCUGCUCUACCGUUUGAACACUCAGACGAUGCGGGGUGAUGCUUUUCUGCCCAUCGAGACCAUUCGUCCAGACAUUAUACUCAAGGGGAAUCAGAUGACUCUGGUGUACAUGGAAAGAGAAUAUUCUUCCCCUGAAGAUCCCCAUCAAGGAAUUGUUCAUGUGGUAGAGGAGAGUUUCAGGCACGCUCAGACAGGAAACUCAGUGUCCCGUGAGGAGUUGAUGAUCGUGUUGGUGGCGCUGGAGUCUCUUCAGAUCAGAGCUUUGCACUCUCAGUCUGCACAGUCUGUUUCGCUGCACGCAGCUGUGCUGAAGGGGGCCGAGAACCUGUCCACUGGUCGCCAUGUCAACAACGUUGAAAUCUGUCUAUGCCCAGGAAACUAUUUAGGAGAUUCCUGUCAGCAAUGUGCUCCAGGUUACUACAGAGACAAUAAAGGCCUGUUCCUCGGGAAGUGUGUUCCCUGCCACUGUAACGGUCAUUCUGAUCAGUGUCUGGAUGGCUCUGGCAUAUGUGUGAACUGUCAUCACAACACUGCCGGAAACCAUUGUGAAAAGUGCCUGGGUGGUUUUCAUGGGAACAGCACUGUGGAUGGUCAUGCAGUGUCCUGCUCUAGUUGCCCCUGCCCACUCCAAGUGGCAUCAAACAAUUUUGCCAUUCGCUGUGUGGAGAAGCACAAUCAGAUGCAGUGUCUGUGCAUGCCUGGCUAUGCUGGUUCCAAUUGUGAGAGAUGUGCACCAGGUUACUAUGGAAACCCCAUGGUGAUAGGCAGCACAUGUCAGCUGUGCAACUGCAAUGGAAACUCAGACCCUAAUGCAUUGUUCAGCGACUGCCACCCUUUGACAGGCGAGUGUCAGAGCUGCAUGCACAACUCUGCCGGUCCUCACUGUGAAAUCUGUGCCCCUGGUUUCUACGGUGACGCCAUCACUGCCAAGAACUGCACUAAAUGCAACUGUUUUCCUUGUGGCACUGCACAUUGUGACCAUCACACAGGACAGUGCCUCUGUAAGCCUGGCAUAGUGGGAGCACACUGUGACCGCUGUGAGGAUGGUGCAUUUGGGUUUGAAUCAUGCACUGGCUGUCGUAAGUGUGAUUGUGAUGCGGCAGCAGCACUGGUUCAGCCGUGUGAUCCUGUUAAUGGAUCAUGUUCCUGUCGGCCUGGGGUUAACGGACCGAACUGCCGUCAGUGCGCUCCAGGUUACUGGGACUACAGCCCUAAUGGCUGCAAGAAGUGUGAAUGUAAAGGGGGUCGCUGUGACCCUCGUACAGGGGAAUGCCGCUGUGCAGAAGGUCUAACGGGAAAGUUGUGUGACAUGUGUGUUAAUAAACACAGUGUCCCUGUGCAGCAUGAAACAGAUGUGUACUGCCAGCCUUGUGACAGCUGUGUGAUGGUGCUGAUGGAUGAUCUAGACAAGAUAAACCAUCUUUAUCAGUCUGUUGCCCAACAGCUGACCAGCCUCAACGCCAGCUCAUUUGCCUGGGCUCAGCUAAACCGACUCAGUGUGUCUAUAGAUAACAUGUCUAAUGCCAUAGCAAAUUACAACAGCACUUUGGAUGAGAGCAGGGACCGGGCCGACAUGCUGGAGGGAGAGCUGCAGACCAUCGACUCUGACAUUAAAGAGUUAGAGGAAAAGGACUCAAUCACACAAAAGAGGGGAUCAGAUUUAGAGGACAAUACCUACUCCACAUACAAGAGAGCACAAGACCUGCUUGGCUUCAUCAAUGGCAUAAUGGGCAAUGUGCAAGACAUUAUCAAACAGGUGAACCGAACACUACAGAAUGAGACCAAGGUGACAAGCGAGGAAGAACUGACUCCGAAGAUAGCAGAUGUGGAGUCCAUGCUGAGAGACAUGCGCUUCAGGGGCUUUGAUUUCCAGAAGACACUAGCAGAAAAUGAACUGGACCAGGCCAACAAGUUGGUAGAUCGUGUCGAGGAUGAGAUUGCAAACCGCACAGCGAAUAAUGAGGCUGUGGCAGAGAACGUCAGAAAUAAACUGAACCAGUUCAACCAGCAGCUCACUGACCUGAGAGACACUCUCAAUGAGGCAGUCAACAACACCGCACACACUGUAGAGGCCAACAACAUUAACCAGAAAGGACUGGAGGAGGUCCAGAAACUAAUCAAUGACCUGCGUGAGAAGUAUAAAGGGAUGGAGAAAUUGUUGCAAAUGGCAGAGGAUGACGUGACUCAGGUCAAUGAUUUGCUCUCCAUGCUUCAGGACUCCAAAGAGGAAUAUGAGCAACUGGCUGCUCAGUUGGAUGGAGCGAAACAACCACUAGCUGAGAAGGUGCAGAGCUAUGCACCAUCUGCCACUAAAAUUCCACUGGUGGAGGAAGCAGAGAGACAUGCCGAAAUGCUGGACCAGCUGGCCAAGAAUCUAACCAGUCUGAUAUCGGGCUCCAGCCAAGGCAGUUUCAUACAGCGAGCUAUGAAUGCAUCUCGGGCAUACACUAAUAUUAUAAACAGUGUGCAGGAAGCUGAGACUGCAGCUAAGUCAGCGAAUGAAUCGGCGACUGAUGCUCUGAAGAAAAUGAAGGAUAAUGAUAUUCCCCAAAAGGCUGCUGCACUGAAGAACCAGAGUAUAGAGCUUUUGAAGGAGGCAGAGGAACUGAAUAACCAAAGUAAAAGUCUGAAACCCCACUUUGACUCUAUAAAGAAGAGUUUGCAGAAUGCCACAGAGAAGAAAGAGAAAAUGCUCAAAGACCUGAAGAACAUCCAAAAUAACUUCAACUUUAGCCAAGAAGACACAGCAAUGGCCAAGAGGGCAGUGGAGAAGGCAAACAACACAGUAACUAAUGUUAGCAACACACUUGCUCCAAUUCUGAAACAGCUGGAGGAAUGGCAGAAGCAGUAUGGUGACUCCAACACCACCACUGAUGAUAUCAACAAAGUACUCAAUGAUGCCAAUACCUCAGUGGUGGCGCUGGGUGACAGUCUUCCUCAACUGAUGAAGAAGUUGGACCGUCUGCAGAACACCUCGUUUCAGCCAUCCAACAUCUCCGACAGCAUCCAUAGGAUCCGGCAGCUCAUCGAGCAGGCUCGCAACGCUGCUAACAAGGUGAGCGUGUCAAUGCAGUUUAAUGGUAACUCGGGAGUGCAGGUGAGGACUCCCAGUAACGUGGCUGACCUGGCAGCCUAUUCGUCGCUACAGAUGUACGUCAAACUCCCUCAUAGCAGACGCAGGCGCCGCCAAACUGCAACCGCCAAGCCCCAGUUUGUCUUCUACCUCGGCAACAAAAACUCAAGUAAGGACUAUAUGGCAAUGAUUCUGGAAGGCACAAAACUGCGCUGGUAUUUUAAUGUGGGAGGAGAUACAGCACAGGUGUUGAUGAAGCAAGACAUGGGGAAUGAUUACUUCAACAAACUUGUCCUGGAGAGGACUCUACAAUACGGUCAAAUGGAAAUGUCAGUUGAUUCAGAAGGCACAAACAUAGUUAAACAAAGCAUGGAGGCAGGAGGAGACAAUGGCCUUCUCAACUUACCAGCUGAAGAUACUGUGUUUUAUGUUGGUGGUUACCCCAGCACGUUCAAAGUGAGUCAUGCUCUUUUGGUACCUCCAGUGGAUCUGAACAUGAGAUCUUCAAACUUCUUCAAAGGUUGCGUUGAGUUGCUAAGUCUUAACGAAGAGCUAAUCAGCCUCUAUAACUUUGAAGAAACCUACAAAAUGAACACCACAACUGAUCUCCCAUGUUCAAGGAAGAGGCCUUCAAAAACACCACAAUGGGUAGUUGACGGAGUUUAUUUUGAUGGUUCGGGUUAUGUCGAGGUUUUAUUUGAAGCACGUUCUGACGACCGCCUGUUUGAGCAGUAUGUCAAAGUCAUCUCACAAAACGGCAUUCUCAUGUUGUUCCAUAGAGGGGACAAGUAUGUGUGCGUGGCCAUGUUUGAGGGUUUUCUGAGGCUUUUCCAUAACGUUGAGGGAACUGUGACGAAUCACACAUCAUCAACAGAUCUGUCAAAAAUAAAAAUCAGUAACGCUCAACCCAAAUAUCUGGAUGUUAUCUUUCAACUUGGCAAAAAUGAAAUGCUAGUGAGGAUAGAUCGUCAAAAUUUGUAUACACUUUCGAGCAAAGAGCUAAACUUCACAGGAAGCUACUUCCUGGGUGGAGUACCAGGGGAUCAGAUGCCUGAGAGUCUGAAAAGUAUGUUCCCUGAGCGGGCCUCCAUAAAAGGUUGCAUGAGGAACAUUAAGGCCCUGAGACGCUUUGUUCAAAUGAAGAUCAUGAAGAGUUCAGGAAUCAGCUACGGCUGUCCUGACAACCUGCUGUUUACUCGUGAGGCACAUUUCGCUGGCGAAGGCUAUCUAGGCUUAAAACUGGAUGGUGUACCGGAUGUUCCUGAUAACUUUUAUGCUGGCAUUGGCUUCAGGACCGAUCAACAGAAUGGCCUCAUGUUUUAUCAUAAAGGCCAGAGUGAUGUGUGUCAGGUUAUCUUAGACAGCGGACAUGUAGUAGUCAGUUCUGGCAAAAAUGAAGUCAGAUCACAAAAGUCAUACAACGAUGACUACAGUCACUAUGUUGCAUUCUACAGCAAUACAGAUGGGUUGCGCAUUUAUAUAGAUGAUGUACUUGAAAGUGGAGGUGGUAGCACGGCCAACAGCAGGGCGGUGCUGCAGUCUGACCUUACCUAUGUGGGCGGUACUCCGGAGUCAAGCGGCCUCACCAACCUCACCGGCUGCCUUAGCAACUUCUUUAUUAAGAGAAUUAAUGAACCACAGAUUGUGGAGGAUCUCAAAAAUGUUCAGGAGGGACGCAAGUACACAUUCAAGUGCCCAGGCUCUUCAGAGCCACUGGAGAUACUGGAUUCACCACGGAGAAAGAAUCCAAAGCCACAUGGAGGUUCGAGAACCCGCAAGGCCCGUGAGUCCUGCCAGGGUGAGACGGCCGUCCAGGAGGUUGACGCCCACCAUUUCAGUGGCUCCUCCCACAGCCACCUGCGGUUUGAUACACUGCCUCAGGCAUUUAGCAAGGCGCCACACAUUUCUCUCAGCGUGCGUGUAAAUGCUACAAGCGGACUAAUCUUCCACGUGGCGGGAGGGAAGAGCCAGAGAACCAUGACACUCUCUCUGUCUGAUGGUCACCUGUUGUUGCUGGUCAAUGGUGGAAAGAGGAAGGCCAGCAUCCGUAGCAAAAAGAAAUACAGAGACGGCCUAUGGCACAUGGUCUUUGUGAAAGUGGAGGGUGGCAGUGCCAUUCUGACAGUGGAUGGAAUCGAGACCCAGAGGAAGAAAGUGACGGGUGUGUUUGGUGCGCCUCUCUACAUUGGUGGACUUCCCUCAGACCACACUGCAGCUAUGCCUGGUUUCAUUGGCUGUGUGAGGGAUUUGAAACUGAAUGAAGAGACACUACACAUCCCGUCUCACAGUGUAGGUGUGGUACCCUGUUUCCAGCAGCUCCUGCAGCCUGGUGUUUACUUUCCCAGUCAGGGAGGAUAUAUGACCACUGAUGAAUUACUGGUACUGGGUCGAGACCUGGAGAUCCAUUUGGAGGUUCGGCCAGUUUCUGACACCGGGCUUUUGCUGCAUGCUGGAGCAAAGAGAAAUCAACAGCUGAGUCUCUAUUUGAAUCAGGGCCAGGUGACUGUGUUGGUGAACAGUGGAAGUGGAGAAUUCUCAGUGAGUCUCACUCCAGAGGAGUCACUCUGUGAUGGAAGUUGGCACAGUCUAGCAAUUGUGAAGAAGAGUAAUGUAAUCCAGUUACAUUUGGAUGCAGCGAGUGAACAUGGAGUCGGGCCCAAAAAAAGCAAAUCAAGUGGGGCCAAAGAGACUGUCUAUCUGGGCAGCAUGCCAGAUAACAUGGAGGUGCCGGGUCUCCCAUCUCCACUCCCCUCUUUCAAUGGUUGUGUGAGGAAAGUCAUUCUGAACCACAGGCCCAUCAUGCUGUCCAAAUCCUCCUUAGUGUCUGGAGCUGUGGGGAUACAGGGCUGCCCUGCAUCGUAGUCCA